AUGAAGUGGUCAGAGCAGAAGAUCGAAUUCUUAGAGGCAGACCACCCCAAGAAUGCUGUCACCUCAGGGCGAUAUCCGAUCGUGGUUGAGCCCACUAUUCGGAAUAUCAAAGUUGCACGGGUUCUCAUCGACGGCGGUAGCUCCAUCAACCUACUCUUCGCUAGCACCUUGGACGCAAUGGGGAUCCCACGAAGCGAGUUGACGCCCACUGACCAACCCUUCCAUGGAAUUACCUCUCAGUCGUCAUCCAAGCCAUUGGGCAAGAUCACGCUUCCAUACAAUGCCAUCAGCGGGAGAACUGCACUCGUGAAGUUCAUGGCCACAUCUCACUACGCCUAUCAAGUGUUCAAGAUGCCUGGGCCGAAGGGAACAAUCACUAUUCAAGGGAACGCGAAGCUGGCGGUACAGUGCGACAAGCGGAGCCUCGACAUGGUCGAGCACACCCCCAACCCACCCGCCACAGCUGAGCCACUCAAGAAAGUUAGCAAAACAAACAAGACGCCGAAGCCAGAUGGCGCAAUCAAGAUCGUUCCGCUCUCCAGUGCCAACCCCGGCAAUACCGUCAAGAUCAGGGCAUCACUGGACGUGAAAUAG
This is a messenger RNA of Oryza sativa Japonica Group (Japanese rice), 594 nucleotides long. The record is from RefSeq and is a predicted model, not a curated record. NCBI's taxonomy places the organism in Eukaryota, Viridiplantae, Streptophyta, Magnoliopsida, Poales, Poaceae.